Zeugodacus cucurbitae (melon fly) is the source of this 4046-nucleotide messenger RNA. RefSeq names its product inositol-trisphosphate 3-kinase A. The transcript is spliced from 6 exons. Gene Ontology annotation, molecular function: inositol tetrakisphosphate kinase activity; inositol-1,4,5-trisphosphate 3-kinase activity. NCBI's taxonomy places the organism in Eukaryota, Metazoa, Arthropoda, Insecta, Diptera, Tephritidae. The record is from RefSeq and is a predicted model, not a curated record. Gene Ontology annotation, biological process: inositol phosphate biosynthetic process. Gene Ontology annotation, cellular component: nucleus; cytoplasm. The coding region runs from base 1159 to 3213 and encodes 684 amino acids.
UCUUGUCAAUUUUGCCGCCGGCCUCAAAACUGUUAACAACAACCACAUCGCUUGAGCGCUGCUGUUAUUGUUUUUGUUUUCAUGGACGUGGCGUGCUCGUAACUUCUUCACCGCUAGCUGAACUCCGCUUCGCUCAGCGCCACCUCAUGCCGCGCUACACUUGUGCACUGCUGCAGCCAUCAAACGCUCCGCUCGGCUUAAUUCAGUUCAUUUCAGUUUUGUCGUAGCCAUACGUUCACGCUACCGUCAGUUGAAUUUCUACCCGCAAAGCGUUCGCGUGUUGAAAAGCGGUGCAUAGCGACGACGGUUCGGCGAACAGUUAAUACAUUAUCGUUACUUUCGUCUGGCGUUUGCUUCGGGCAGGCAGGCAUUGGCAGAUACGAAAUCGAACACAUAGCUCACUAUUUGACAUUUCGGCAAUUGUCCGUCCGUCAAUGCCAAGGCGGGCGUAGAAGAGUUGACCGAAUUUCGCUUACGUUUUCGCAUAAUUUUGAUUCAAUUACGCCGCGCGGUGUUAUUGUUUUCGCUGUUGUUUUGCGAAAGCCUAAAGUGACCCUGUGGUGGCAUUGUCGCUUGCGCGUCAGUGAAACUCGUUGAAGUGAUCAGAAUUCCAAAAAGGAAUUGCGGAGAGCAGAGCAGUAAAUUGUAUAAUUUCUCAAACGUGAAUGCGAAGUGAAAUGCGAAAGUGGAUUGAGCAAAAUUGUGAAAAAGUCGAAACAUUGUUCGAAAACAUAUCUGAAAUACGUGUAAACUGAAGAGAUCGCGGCAAAAAGUGAAAACAAAAAUUCUCCGGGGUUUUUCUUCAACGCCAAGAAUUUGCUGAAUAAACAGUUGUUGUUGGAAUUGUAAAGUCACCAGCAAAUUUCGCAGUAAACAGCUACAAGACGCGGUUGAGUAAUAAAAACAUACAGCUGGGAAUUUCGAAAAUAAUUCAGAUUCCAGAACUUCAUUCAACAUCGACAGUGUAAUGCAAUAAUACAGUGUAAUAAAAUGUUUAACUCGCGAUGGAGUGACAACUUGCGGUAACUCAAUUAAAGUUCAGAUAUUUUUAAGAGAAAACAGAAGAUAAUUUGUGUAGCGGUGAAAUAAAGAAGUGAAGUGAGAACAACGAACGUGAAGCGAGACAGUUCCGCCGUGUUUGUGCGCGUGAAUGUGACAAUGUCUUUGUGCGCUUACCCGCAAGUCCGCAUUUACGAAGAUUUCGAUAAAAUGAGCGCCAAAGAGGUGUACUACAACGAAGCCGGCAACAAGGUCACCGUCAAGCUGCUGCACUUCCCUGAUGUGCCGCCCGAGGAGGUGGACAAUAUGAAGUUCGACGACGACGCCGAUUACGCUGAAGAAGCAGUCGAGGCAGUCGAGAUGGCACACACCAAUUGCAAGCAGUGCUGCGUGCAUCGAGACAGCGAUGGCGUUGACUCGUCUUUGAUGAAUGGAAUACCACACAUGAAAUGUGCGAAAACUGAUGCGGAAGAUGACGAUCCUGAGGAGGAGGAAGAUAAUGAUCCCGAAGAGGAUGAGGCCGAUGGCGAUGAGACCGCCGAACGUGAGGCUGAUGAGCUGUCACGUCCACACUCACCGGCACUGCCGAUGCCCGCGCAUUCACACCCGCAUCACUUGCACCAGCAUAGCCACUCCGUGCCAAGUAAGAAGAUCUUUCGCAAGAAGUCCACUGGCAGUCAGGCGCACACGCGCAAGUGCAGUAUCGCCUUUGCACAGGCACAUGGUCUACCGGUCAGUGCGCCACCCACCAUAAUGGUGCCACCACGCGCGCCGGCGACCAAUGAACUCAGCGGCUGUGCGAUGCGCCGCCACUUGCAACUGCAACGUCGUUCGCCAUCACCACAGCAGAACUUGUGCCCUGGCUAUACGCAGUACUCCAAAUCGUUCCUGGAAGUUCCGCUGCCACGUGACUAUGGCUAUGCGUCUAGCGACGAUUUAAGCUCCGAGUGGGACUCGGAUGUGCCAUCGAUAUCAGGGAGUCGCGGCCAGACGCAAACGAAAAAGCCUUCUGGUUGGCGCAAGCUACGCAAUAUUGUGCAAUGGACGCCAUUUUUUCAAACCUACAAGAAGCAGCGCUAUCCCUGGGUCCAACUGGCCGGUCAUCAAGGCAAUUUCAAGGCCGGUCCCGAACAGGGCACCGUCCUCAAGAAGCUCUGUCCAAAGGAGGAGGACUGCUUUCGUGUGCUCAUGAAGGAUGUACUGCGCCCCUAUGUACCGGAAUAUAAGGGGCAGGUGACCAGCGAGGAUGGCGAAUGUAAGUGCAUAUACUUGCAGCUGCAGGACUUGCUGAGCGAUUUCAAUCAGCCCUGUGUCAUGGACUGCAAGGUCGGUGUGCGCACCUAUCUAGAAGAAGAGCUCUCCAAAGCCAAGGAGAAGCCGAAGCUUCGCAAGGAUAUGUAUGAGAAGAUGAUACAGAUCGAUCCGGAUGCACCCAGUGAAGAGGAGCACAAGGCGAAGGGUGUGACCAAGCCGCGCUAUAUGGUAUGGCGCGAGACUAUCUCAAGCACAGCCACAUUGGGAUUCCGUAUUGAGGGCAUUAAGAAGAGCGACGGCACCAGUACCAAGGAUUUCAAGACCACGAAGUCCCGUCAGCAAAUCAAGCAAGCCUUUCGCGAGUUCGUCAAUGGUUUUCAACAUGCUAUGCCCCGUUACAUACAACGUCUGCAGGCGAUUCGUGCCACACUCGAAUGCUCUGACUUCUUUCGCACACACGAAGUUAUCGGCAGUUCGCUGCUGUUCGUGCACGACCACUACCACGCUAGCGUGUGGCUCAUUGACUUCGCCAAAACCGUCGGCCUGCCUGAGAACCAACAGAUCGACCACAGCAGCACCUGGACGGUGGGCAACCACGAGGACGGCUACCUAAUUGGCAUCAACAAUUUAAUUGAGAUUUUCACCGAACUCGACGCGGAAAUGGCGGCCGAGACGUCGCUAACACCAUCGUCGGCCUCAUCGUCGGCUUCGUUGUCGCCGAAGCGCAAUUUGAGCGAAUCGAAUAUCGACGACUCCGCGUCCGGCAGCACGAUGCGCGCAGGCGAAGUAGUUCUGGAGGUAAUCAAGCCAGCAAAGAUCGCAGCAGUCGUUGACAAUCAGCCGAAGCUCGUUGCCGACGAAGCCGGUCCAACGGCCGAGCAGCCAUCUGGCAGCCUGUGCACCGAUGCAAAGGCAAUGGAGGGGAAAGAGUAUGCGGAUGACGCACAGGAGCCGCGUUGAGUCAGCGGACUUCGUGCUGCUGCUGCAUGCCAUUCGGAUGCUCUGCAGAUUUGUAUGAAGAACCGAGUUCCGCCCGAUGGCUUCACCCUAACCAUUCAGUAGGACACUUGGAAUUCCAUGGAUCAUGGAUUGUAGAUCGUGGAAGAUAAUGAAAUCAUAGUUUUUAGCUGGAAAUUGAAUUACUCGUAAGCACGCAAGACUGAACACAUAGUAAUUUAUUGAGUUACAUACAUACAUACAAACAUGUAUUUUAUAUGAGCCUACACACACACACAUACGAGUACAUAUGUAUAAACCUAUGUACUAAGCCCUAAGUAAAUAAGAAUAUCAAAUUAAAAAAAAAACAAUCUUAAGCUAACUGCAAUCACGUAAAUAUUAAGAAAUAAUUAAAUUUGCAUGUAAAGCAAAUGUAAACGAGGAUAACAACAACAACGACCGACGGACACAGCAUUCAUUCUGGUGAAAGCCUCGGAGAUGUUGCAACUUCGAUCGUAAAUAAUUAGAGAUAGUGAAUUAGUUAAGUUUAAUGGUACAAGCAACAAAUACUUCAAGCGACUUGAAGUGGCACAAUGCGUUGCGGUAAUUAUAUAACUGUAUUAUCAUAUCCUGCUAGCAACAAAUUAAUGCAACGCAUAACGCUCGAACACUCAAAACGAUUAUUGUUUCUGUUUAAUUUUUCAAUUUUUUUGUUUUGAAAUGUCAUCAUUACUCACAUCAAUACAUACACACACAUUUAUGUACGCACACAAUCACUAUAGUUUUGUGUUAGGAAAUAAUUGUAAAACUUUUUAACGAGGCAAUAAAUUUCAAUAAAACAUUUGCGAAAUAAUGCA